UUUCCUUCCUAUACUAUGAGUUGUUUUCUCAUCAAUAUUUUAUUAACGAUUGUUUUUUACCCAUCUUGUUUUUCAAAAAUUGUGUCAUUCUAUAUAUCCGUCUUUAUGGCACUCUUUAUUUGACUCUCACAUCCUCAGAACCAUUUAUUUAAAGCCUUUGCAAACAUUUUCCUUUCUUAUUCAAUGCCUCUUAUAUUUGAUAAUAUAUCCGUUUUAAAGUACUGUUAUCUUGUUGUUAUUUACCAUAUUUAUCUUUAAAUGAUGUCUAUUAUUGCACUAUGUUAAUUGUUUUGUUAUGUUUUAUUAAAUGUAUUUGUUUGUUGCUCUGUCCCUUUCACCAGUCCACUUCCUUGUAUGUGUGAUGUCGUUGGCAAAUAAACGAUUCUGAUAGUUGUGAAGCACUUAGAUUUUUAAAAAAUCAAGAAAUAAAUCUUGCCUUCAUGUCUUUAAAAUGUUUGAUAACCUGAGCAAUUAAAAACAAAUAUCUAAAUUUCUUUCCUUGAAAAAAAAGUGUCAACCGGAAGUCGCCGAUCUUUUACUUUGAAAACCCGACCGUUUGGGAGCAUCCUGACGUCUUCUCGGAGCACAAAGUGAAAACGCAUCUCCUCCUCGCGCGCUCCGAAGCCCCGCGAAUCCACCGGGGCGGGCUCCUCUCUCCUCUGACGCCUUCUGGGAAGAAACUGUUGUUAUUAUCUUAUUUAUUCUUAUCUUCCGGCGCCGGGUUUUCUGCUUCUUCUUUUUUUUUUUUGCACGGAAAUCUCUUUUUUCAUUUUGUAUUAAUUAAUUAUUUAAUUUGGGUCCGCGGGAUGCCGACGGCCACCGUCCCCAGCAGCAGCAGCAGCAGCACUGCCGGAGGGCCGUCGGGCCAGGCAGGACGGCCGGGAUCCAACCAGCACACCUAGCAGCAGCCUGAACUGACCUUUGACCUUUGACUCGUCUUCCUCAUGCCUGAUGGAACCGGAGUCUGAAGGAUGACAGCGAGUCGGAGGAGGAGGGAGCCGAGAGCCGCGGGACGGGAACGCCACUCGGACAAAAAGAUGUGAACGCUCUUCUUCAUGCGCUCAUCAACCCUCACGUCAACAACAACACAUCUCACAAACAAACAAACAAACGACCGCCUCUCGCCGGCGGGCCCUGCGUUUUGUUUUUGUGAAGGCGGAGUUUAAGAAUCAGAGACCGGCCAAUGAGAUCGUGUCCAAUCACGACAAACCGACUCCACGCGACCGCACGUCCAACACGCCGAGCCGACGGCGUGUUCUGGUCUCUGUGAAUCUGGGCAGAGUGAGACCUCGCCAUGACGCACCUCCACGCCGGCCUGAGCGCCGACGCCACGGAGAAGGCCCGGCAGGAGCUGAACGAGAACCCCGACACGCUGCACCAGGACAUCCAGCAGGUGCGGGACAUGAUCGUGUCGCGGCCCGACAUCGGCUUCCUGCGGACGGACGACGACUUCAUCCUCCGCUUCCUGCGAGCCAGGAAGUUCGACCCGGCGGAGACGUUCCGGCUGCUGGCGCAGUACUUCCAGUUCCGGCAGCAGAACCUGGACAUGUUCCAGAGCUUCAAGGUGGACGACCCUGGUAUCAAGCGUGCGUUGAUGGACGGUUUCCCCGGAGUUCUGGAGACGCCGGACCAACACGGGAGAAAGAUCCUCAUCCUGUUCGCCUCCAACUGGGACCAGAGCAGGAACUCCUUCACAGACAUCCUCCGGGCGAUCCUCCUCUCCCUGGAGGUGCUGAUCGAGAACCCGGAGCUCCAGAUCAACGGCUUCGUUCUGAUCAUCGACUGGAGCAACUUCUCCUUCAAGCAGGCGUCCAAGCUCACGCCCACCAUCCUGAAGCUGGCCAUCGAGGGCCUGCAGGACAGCUUCCCGGCCCGCUUCGGGGGCGUCCACCUGGUGAACCAGCCGUGGUUCGUCCACGCCAUGUUCACCAUCAUCAGGCCCUUCCUGAAGGACAAGACCCGGAAGAGGAUCUUCCUCCAUGGUAACAACCUGAACUCCCUGCACCUCCUCCUGCAGCCUGAGUUCCUCCCCUCAGAGUUCGGGGGGACGCUCCCUCCCUACGACGUGGGCAUCUGGGCGCGGACGCUCCUCGGGCCGGACUACAGCGACGAGACGGAGUACCUCCUCACCUACGACGCGCUGCACGUCCGGGGGGAUAAGGAGGCGCUGAGGAGGUCUCAGUCGGUGGUCGAUCCAGAAACUCUGAGACAAACGGACAGAGAGACGAGUACACCACUGCUGGCUCUGGACUGAAGACACACACACACACACACACACACACUGAAGUCGUCUCACACACACACACACACACACACACUGAAGUCGUCUCACACACACACACUGAAGUCGUCUCACACACACACACUGAAGUCGUCUCACACACACACACUGAAGUCGUCUCACACACACACACACUGAAGUCGUCUCACACACACACACACACACACACACUGAAGUCGUCUCACACACACACACA
Molecule: messenger RNA, 2477 nt
Organism: Pseudoliparis swirei
Lineage: Eukaryota; Metazoa; Chordata; Actinopteri; Perciformes; Liparidae
Product: clavesin-1-like
Exons: 8
Coding region: 1295-2254 (319 amino acids)
Cellular component (GO): membrane
Molecular function (GO): phosphatidylinositol bisphosphate binding
Source: RefSeq, a predicted model, not a curated record